This is a messenger RNA of Symbiodinium pilosum, 855 nucleotides long. The record is from the annotation of a GenBank genome assembly. Lineage: Eukaryota; Dinophyceae; Suessiales; Symbiodiniaceae.
AUGUCAGCGCGGGAGGUCGAAUUGGAGGUCGCCCCCGACACCUUCGGCUUCAGUCAGGGCAGUUCUGGAUUGAGAAACCGUCACCAAGCGGUCCCCAACGGAAGCGCUAUUGAUGAAGAUACCGGGUACCCGCGCGUGCUGCAGGAGGCCUCGUCACUGCAGGAGCGCAGACAAAGCUUUGUUUUGGCCCUUAUCUCAGUGGUGGAUGUCAUCAGCAGUGCUGUCAUGAUGGGCGUGGCCUUCAAAUUUGCGUAUCGCGCAGUUGGAGCGUCACUAUACUGCCUUGGCAUCCAGGCAAUAUCCCAUAUGCUCUCUUCCAUCAUCCUGGUCGUGCGUUUGGUGGGAGAACUUGGUGUGCCGCAAGAUGCGGAAGAGUCGCUGCUGAGGGAAAAGCGACGAAAGUUCUUGUAUCGCGAGCAGGGUCUGAACGUGGUCAUGGGACUUUCCAUGCUGGUUGCCGCAGCAGCGCUGGUUUUCAAGGCAGCGAGAAAGAUCAGAUUCUGGGAUCAGUGGUACAGAGACCACCAAGACAUGGAUUCAGAGGCUCAGUGGGCUACAGAGUUCCUUGCCUGGUACGGUUUCGCCUUCUACCUGCUGCAGGCGCUUGCUCGCUUUUUCCUUGGGCGGAUGUUGCGCAGGGGUAUUGUUUGGAGUGCGCUCGUGAACUCAAUCAUCAGUCUGAUUUUCCUUUUGGUGAUGGGACUGGCAGCAAGUUACGAGAAGGAAGGGAUGUGGAAGGCCGAACCAAUCUGCGCGAUUGUGCUGGCAAUAGUCAGCCUGGUUGAAGGCAUCAGGAUAGUCAUUUGCAACAUGGACGACAUGGACACAAGAAUGCGAUUUGACGCCAGGGCAUAA